Molecule: messenger RNA, 861 nt
Organism: Acanthoscelides obtectus
Lineage: Eukaryota; Metazoa; Arthropoda; Insecta; Coleoptera; Chrysomelidae
Source: the annotation of a GenBank genome assembly
AUGGAACUCAACCGAGAACAUUUUCGCGCCAUAAUUUAUUACAACUUUCAGAGACAAUUAUCCCAACAAAAAUGCCUUGCUGAGAUACUGUCUAUUUUUGGCAACGAAGCGCCACAUCAGUCGACAAUAUCCUGUUGGUAUGGAGAAUUCAAACGUGGACGGAUGAGUCUUAGCGACGAUCCCAGGGUGGGUGCAUCAAAAACGGCAGUCACCCAGGAAAACGUCGAUGCUGUGCGCAAACUCAUCAUUGAAGAUAGACAUGUGACAUAUCGCGAGAUUGAGGCGUCCUGGAAGAUCUCAAAGACCUCAAUUCAAAAAAUUUUACAGCAGAAAGCAGCCAGGGUUAACUGGUCAUUGUUAGUGGUGAUUAAUCGUGGAUUUACUUCGGCUGUUUGGGUGUUCCAAGGUGAAGAAAAGCCAACAAAAGUCAUCCGUUCUCGAAGUGUUUCGAAAGAGAUGUUCGCGACAUUUGUGUCAAAAGCGGGUCAUAUUGCAACAAUUCCUCUUAAUGAGCAAAGAACUGUUACUGCGGAUUGGUAUAUAUUGCGAAAAGUCAUCACCGAGCUUCGAAAAAUCAACCCCGAAAGAAGAAUCAUCCCCCAUCAAGACAAUGCAAGCUCGCAUACAGCUCAAAAAGCAAGGCAGUAUUUAACGGAAGAAAACGUGGAAUUAUUGGACCAUCUUCCAUAUAGUUCCAAUCUAAGUCCUAACGAUUUCUUUACUUUCCCGAAAAUUAAAAACAGACUGCGUGGUCAAAGGUUCCAGACACCAGAAGAAGCAUGGAAUAAGUGCUUCGAAAAUUGGUUCGAGCGCAUGCAGAUGUGUAUUAAUCUUCGUGGAGAAUACUUCGAAAAACAAUAA